This is a messenger RNA of Anopheles marshallii, 4479 nucleotides long. Its product is annotated as proprotein convertase subtilisin/kexin type 5-like. NCBI's taxonomy places the organism in Eukaryota, Metazoa, Arthropoda, Insecta, Diptera, Culicidae. The record is from RefSeq and is a predicted model, not a curated record. The coding region runs from base 1 to 4479 and encodes 1492 amino acids. The transcript is spliced from 13 exons.
AUGAAGAUACUAACCGGAACUCUUGUGACUUUGCUGAUCUCUUUCCAGUUCGCAUCUCAAGCUUCCGUAAAUCAAUGUUUGGUGUGUGACUCCAACCAGGUGGGAUGUGCCGAAGGUUCGCAGCAGUACCUUCAAACCUGCCCCGUUGAAAGUGAUGCCUGUUUUACAAGUGUGACCAAUGGAGUGCUAUUACGGGGGUGCUUAUCAUUUGUGAGUGGAAGCGAAGGGCAUCCGGACUGUACCGAGGAAGAAGGCCGUGGAUGUAUUAGCUGUACUGAAAAUGGGUGCAACAUUGUAUCAUGGUUCCGAUGUGCGCACUGCAAUGAUGCUGGUCCUGAUAAGUGUGCCGAUAGGCAACUCGUUACCUUUUGUCCUCAAUAUCGAUCCACAGAUCAGUGCUAUGAGAUCAUUGGAGGUGUUGGAUUAACGACAAUCUCAAAGGGUUGUAAAUCUACGUUAGAAAUGGCAAACAAGCCCUGCGACCAGAUAGAACAAUGCAGAACUAUCGGUAGAGAUAACAACAACUGUAGUAUUGGAAUAUCUCUGAAGACACCAGUGCAGUGCUUAGUGUGCUCCUCGGAAAAUGAUGCAAAUGAAGAAUGUGUAAAGGGUACUUCACCGGCGCAGAAUUGUCCUCAGGAAGAGGAUGUUUGUUUUUCACGAAUUAAAGGAAACACUUUAGAGCGGAACUGCCUAUCGACACUUCCUUCAGCAGAACGCGAUGUUUGUACCAGCGAGGAAAGUUCUUGUAUUACUUGCAGCGAUGCUGGAUGUAAUACAGAUCGGUUGCUCAAGUGCGUCCAGUGCAAGAAGUCAGACAAUAUUGAGUGUAUUGAUUUGGUCAUCAGUAGCACUUUGGAGCCAACAUUUUGUCCAAAGUUUCUGUCCGAUACGCGAUGCUUUUCGAGGAUUCUUGAAGAUGAUCUUGAGCGGGGCUGCAGCUCAGAUUCGACAGCUAUAUGUGAGGGGAACAAUCGAUGCCUUUCGUGUGAUUCGGAUGGAUGUAACGUGGAAUCCGAAACGUACCUAAACAAUGUUGCGAAAUGCUUUCGAUGCACUUCAAACAAUGGUGACAAUAUGGAUUGUGAUGAAGUUUAUCUUGCGGCAGAGGAGUGUGAUCAACUGGAGGAUAGCUGUUUUACGCGUGUACAAGGAGACGUAUUAGAGCGGAACUGUUUGUCAACUCUUGCUGAGGAAGAUCAGCAAAAGUGUCGUAACGAAGAAGAUACAUCUUGCUACAGCUGCAGUGGUCAUGAUUGCAAUCAGUAUCCAAGGCUUAGGUGCUAUCGUUGCUCAAGUGUGUUGGAUCCUCGUUGUGCUACUCUGGAAGAAAAUGAGCUUAGUUCUACAUUUUGCAAUAGUUUCCUGCCAGAUGACCGGUGUUACGCUAGAAUUGUUGAUCAACAUGUCGAGCGGGGCUGUGAGGUGGAUCUGCACAACAACGGCGAAGACGUUUGUGCAGGAGAUCCGUUGUGCUUCGCUUGUCACAGUAGUGGUUGUAACAAUGUAGACGAGAGUGAGCUUAAAAACAUGGCCAGAUGUAUCAGCUGUAGUUCCUAUAGAGAUGGAGAGGAGUGCGACAAAGCGGCACUAGAAGCGGAACGAUGUGAUUGGUUAGAUGACGUAUGCUUCACGAGAGUUGUAGACGACAACCUGCAAAGAGGAUGUCUUUCGACGUUGGAAGAAAAUGAGCAGGACAACUGUCGUGACGUGUCCGAUACUGCCUGUAUAACAUGCCAAUCCGCUUCCUGCAACAAUCAGCUAUGGUUAAAGUGCUUGAAUUGUAAAAAAUCCGACAACCCUGCUUGUAGUGAUCCAGUUUCCGUUUCUGAACACCAAGACCUUGCCUUAUUCUGUACUAAAUAUGACGCAAAUGCCGCUUGUUUUGCUAGAAUUACUGGAGAAGAUCUCGAAAGGGGCUGUUCUGUGGAGUUGUCUGAACCGUCCGAGGUCUGCAAGGAUACUGUAGCUUGUGAGACUUGUACUACAGACAGCUGCAAUGUACAGUCGGAAGAAUCUCUUUUGAGUUUCAGCAAAUGCGUGCAGUGUACAUCGGGAGAUGUGAGCACGGAUUGUAAUGAUCAGCUUCCAGAACCAACAAAAUGUCCAGAAAAGAGUGAUAAAUGUUUCACCCGAGUAUUUGAUGGCAUAUUAACACGAAACUGUCUCUCCUUUCUGGAAGAUACGGAACAGCUAAAGUGCACCGACCCCAAAGAUCUCUCCUGUAUCUCAUGCGAAACACCUGGAUGCAAUCAAAAUCACUGGACCAAGUGUCAUCAGUGUGAUCAAUCCAGCUCGGAUAGGUGCGAAAGUGAACAGAGUGAUGGUGAUGCAGCGUUAUGCAAGUACUACACUGCGGACGAGGAAUGCUACACAAAGCUAGACCAAAACCAGCAGCUCACUCGUGGAUGUCUCUCGGAUGUGGGCACGAAAGAUGAGCUGUGUUUCGAUGCGGAAUCUUGCAUCACCUGUAAGGGAGACUCCUGCAAUAAGGCCCCAGAGUCAUCGGUGGUGCAUAUAAAAUGUCAACAAUGUACGUCGGCUGAUGACGGCUGUUUGCAGGGAACGAUCCAGAGUAAACCAUGCCUGCUACAAGAUGAUAGUUGCUAUACUACUGUAAACGGUGAUAAACUACUUGAACGAGGGUGUCUGUCAAUGUUGAGUGAGGACUUGCAAGCAAUAUGCACCGAUGAAUCGGAUCAAUCGUGCAUCGUAUGUUCGGAGGAUGGAUGUAACGAGCUGCGAUGGACGAGGUGUUAUCGCUGCAACAGUACAGCGUCAGAUAACAGCUGUGAUCAUAAACUUAGGCCGGAUUUGGUGGAGUUUUGUCCAUCUUACCAUGAGAGUGCUUUAUGCUAUGCAGUGAUCGAUGAAGGAUCAGUUACACGAGACUGUACGAACGAGGCGGCAAACAUCUGCGAUGGAAAUAACCGUUGCGUGGCAUGCAAAAACGAAGGAUGUAAUGAUAUACCAAAAACGGAAUUGAAUAGCGUACAUACCUGCUAUCAGUGUCGGUCGGACGUUGAAGACUGCGAUAAUCUCGAAAGGCACGUGCACGAAUGCAGCGAACGUAACGAUCAAUGCUACACAAGAGUUGAUGAUCAGCUUACCCUCCAUCGGGGAUGCUUGUCAGACAUUGAUGCCGUUGAAUGCGUCAAUAGUGAGCAUUGCUUGAUUUGUCCUGAUGAAAACUGCAAUAGUGCCCCGUGGGCAAAGUGUUUCCAGUGCAGUAAUAGCACCAGCGAAAAAUGUUCCCUCCAACAGACAUUCGACGACAAUCUGAAGUACUGUCAACAGUAUGCGAAGCAUGGCGAAUGUUACAGCAUGAUCGAUCCAACGCAAUUUAGACGAGGUUGCACAUCAGACCUGGGUGAUGUGCCGUGCGAUGUGCCAGAAGAUUGCGUCCGGUGCCAUGGUGAUGGUUGCAAUCGAAACUCUUUUAAAAGCUACUUUGAUCCAGCGCACUGUUUGCGGUGCCACUCAGAUAUGCAUAUCGGAUGCAUUAAUGGGACUGCACCAUCGGUGGCCUGCGAAAAUCCGGACGAUGUUUGCUUCUACCGGAGAGCCUCGACGAAAGCCAUCCAUCGUGGAUGUUUAUCUGAGCUUACAGCCACCGACCAACGGAUGUGCCAGAGCUCGACCAGCGUAGCCUGCCGUACGUGCGAUGCGAAUGGUUGCAAUACGCCCAAAUGGCGAAGCUGCUAUAAGUGCAGCAGUCUGGUGGAUGGAUCGUGUGCAGUUACGCAAACUAACAGUACGUUUUUGGAGUUUUGCUUAAAAAUCGAUGAUGAUUGCUACGAAGAUAACAACCAAGGGGAAAUACAUCGAGGAUGUGGUAGACACUAUUGCGCCCAUAAGCAGACCUGCGUUGAGUGUACCACGGAUGGGUGCAACAGCCAGCCAGAAAGCACUCUGGAACCGUCCCGUUGUUUAGUGUGCGAAUCCACCGAACCUUUCUGUGCGAAUGCCACUAGUAUGGAUGAGUACUGUCAUUUCCUAAAUGAACCUUGCUACACCUUGCUUCGUGCUGAUGGCAUCCUUGAGCGAGGUUGCUUUUCAAAGGUCGACGAAAACUACAAAAGCAUUUGCCUCAACGAAACGGAUCCUUCCUGCAUGGUGUGCAACAGGAGUUCAUGUAAUCAUGAUGAAUGGCGCCAGUGUGUACAGUGUCGAUCAUUGGAACUGGACCAGUACUGUUCCAGGGCAACAAGCCUGCUAACAUCACACUUUUGUCCACGGUUCCAACAUAAUGAUCUGUGCUACGCCAAGGAUGUACAGGGCAUAGUGAUGCGAGGAUGUCAAUCCGACUUCAUCACCCAACUAGAUCCGUGCGAAGGAUUGGACGGAAAGAACUGUUACACAUGCAACUCGGAUCACUGCAAUGUUAAAUCGCUAAACGGUGCUGAUCGUUUGGCAUCCCAAGGAUUGUUGACAUCUGUCGUUCUAGUGUUGUUCCAUCGAUUCCUCAUCUGGUACUAG